AUGAUGAACAAACCCUUCAACUUGCCUUCACAACAGUUGAGAAAUUUGUUGUUUGCGCUUUAUUUCUAUUGGAAUUCCAGUUUGGUGCAAUCGACAAUUAUUCCGCAUGAAUUUGAUGAGUUGUCGCAUAAUGAGGAAUCGUCAUCAUCAGAUAAUUUAAUUCCAUUUCAAGAUGAAUGUGUCGCUCACGUCACUCAAACAUCUAUUGACGAGAGCAUUCGAUUAGAGCUGAUGUGUGCAGUUAACGGUCGUUCAUAUCUCAUUCCUUCUGUUGAUGCAAGUUGGAUAAUUGAAAAGACAAUAUCAGGAGACCUUAUUAGUGAUAAAACCAUGAUAUCAUUGCCAAACGAUGCAUUGCUGAACCAACAGACACAUGAGAUUCACAUGACAGAACUUCCAAACCUUUGGAAUACUAAUGAGGCGGAUGAAAGAUCACCAGAACACGAGCAUCGGAGAUUGAACACACCAACAGAUAGCAUGGCGCCAAGUGUGAUUCCAAGCCGCGCACCAAGUACAAUACCAAGUUCGAUUCCGAGUCGAUCACCAAGUAAGACUCCGAGCGUAAUACCCAGUGUGAUUCCAAGUCAAACACCGAGCAACAAUCCCAGUGCCAUACCGAGUAAUAUACCGAGUUCGCUUCCAAGUCUUAUGCCCAGUACAGCACCGAGUUUGACACCGAGUACGCUUCCAAGUCUCGCACCAAGUAAAAUACCGAGUAUUGUGCCGAGUAUAUAUCCAAGUGUUGCACCAAGUAGACCACCGAGUUUCAUGCCAAGUGGGGUUCCAAGUCGAGCACCUAGUUCAUCGCCCAGUAAAAUCCCAAGUCUCUCGCCAAGCAAGGUCCCAAGUAGAAAUCCAAGCAUUGUCCCAAGCCAGACUCCGAGUCUUUUACCCAGCAAGGCUCCAAGUACGAGUCCAAGCAUUCAACCCAGCACAAUUCCGAGUCUUAUACCCAGCAAGGCUCCGAGUACGAAUCCAAGUGUCGCGCCAAGCACAAUUCCGAGUCUUGUACCAAGUAUAAUUCCGAGUAUGAAUCCAAGUGUCGCACCAAGUAAAGCUCCUAGCCUCUCACCAAGCAAUGUGCCGAGUCUUUCACCCAGCAAAGCUCCAAGUAUGAGUCCAAGCAUUGGUCCAAGUCAAACUCCAAGUCUUUCACCAAGUAGGACUCCGAGUUGGAUUCCUAGCAUUGCACCGAGCCAAAUUCCAAGUAUUUCACCCAGCAAUGUGCCGAGCCUUGCUCCAAGUGUUGCUCCAAGCCAGAUUCCGAGUCUCGCUCCAAGCACACUCCCCAGUUUGUCACCCAGCAUCGCUCGAAGCGAAUCUCCGAGUUUAUCGCCCAGCAAAACACCGAGCCAGACUCCGAGUGCCGAGCCCAGUGGGAUUCCCAGCCUCUCACCAAGCAAGGCUCCAAGUCAGGUCCCAAGCAAAAGUUUGGAGCCGUCAUCCAAUCCUAGCGGAAGUUCCAAGCCAUCUCUCAGUAUGGCUCCGUCGUUACAACCAUCUGCAGUUCCAUCUCUCCCCCCUUCAAUUCAACCAAGUUCCUUGCCAUCGAUAAAGCCAUCCAUAAAGCCUUCUUCGACACCGUCAAUCCAACCAAGCAACCAACCUUCUCUGAAGCCAUCGAUUGGUCCAUCUUCGAUACCUUCCCGACAGCCAAGCGCCUCGCCAUCCGAAUCUUUUAAUCCGAGUGCAAUGCCAUCAGGUUCGAUGGUGCCCAGUGACCAGCCAUCAGCAUCACUGGUGCCAAGCAUAGCGCCAUCGAAAUUCCCGAGCACAGCGCCGUCUUCCGAUCCUUCAUUAAAACCAUCCAUAAUGCCUUCUUCGGUACCAUCGAAGCAACCUACAUCACCCCCAUCCGUAUCCCCCUCGAUGUCACUUGCUCCUUCCAAUUUCAGAAUCACUGCAGCUCCUACCGGUGCCAUUUCAAUCAAUCGGGCUGCGACCGUUUUGGUGGAGGUCGGAAUCGAUGGUCUUGACUCAUUGGAUGUCAUUUGCAAGGGAUUUGAAAGUUUCAUUGACCAAGGAAUUCAAGAUGAAUUCGGGACAGGGGCUUCCACACAGGUUUCGUGUGCACGAGGACGUGGGCGACGUCACCUCCAAGACAAUUCUACCGGUACUUCUGAUUCGGAUGGCGACGAGAGACCAGAUAUGGUGACGAAUCAGCUGGAUUACGAGAAGCCAGUGUUGAUUACGGUGACAACAACCUUUCCCAACUACAAAAGAGCCCCACGUCAAGUCGGCUUUUUGGACUUUUUGGAAGAGCUGCUUGUAUCCGAUCGUGCAAUUAGCGAACUUCCUUCGUAUAUUCAAAAUGCACUUCCCUUGAACACCGAUGUUGGAGGAAUCCACGUAACUUUGAUGCGAGCAAGACAAAAAGCUGUAUUGGUCGUGGCAUUCGGAGAGGAUGCUCCAACUGCUAGUCCAACAGUUUUCAACGGGACAGAAAGCAACAACACACUAGCACCAAUAUCUCCUUCUACGGCAAAUGCGGUACCGUAUGUUGUAUCACUGCUUAUUUCUGUAAUCCUUGGAGGCAUUAUAUUGAUGUAA
Cylindrotheca closterium is the source of this 2550-nucleotide messenger RNA. NCBI's taxonomy places the organism in Eukaryota, Bacillariophyta, Bacillariophyceae, Bacillariales, Bacillariaceae. The record is from the annotation of a GenBank genome assembly.